GGUGCAGCAGUAUCCCUCACCACCACAAACAAGUGUCACCCGCUUUAUCUCAUUUGUGCCUUUCUGAAGACCAGUGAAGUGUUGUGCCUCUGAUACCACCACAGGACACUACCAAGGUGAUUAGGGUCCAAUGGGUCGUCACAGCCUCUAAAUACAAACAAGAACAAAAAAACAAAACUCACCUGGUAGCCAUCUCUCAAGACAUUGCAGGAAAAGCGCGCCAAAAAGGUUUAGUUUCAAGACAUUAUCACUGCUGGUGUUGCCAUUGUCUUGAUCACCACCACUGCUGGAAUCAUGUCAUUGAGAAUACUGAGCUGGAACAUCAAUGGCUUGCGAUCCCUGAAGAUUGGCAUGAAAGAAUUCCUGACGAGCUUGGAAGCUGACAUAAUAUGCCUGCAGGAGACAAAAGUGACACGUGAUAUGCUUGAAGAGCCUCAGGCCAUUGUUGAAGGCUACUCAUCCUACUUCAGUUUUUCAAGAAAGAGGAGUGGAUAUUCAGGUGUGGCCACAUUCUGCUCUCAGAGAGCCACGCCCUUUGCUGCACAAGAAGGUCUAUCAGGUUUGUUCAAGGGAGAGCUGAGUGGUGGCAGUGGGGAGCAGACAGCUCUUCCAGGCACAUGGACUACGGAGGAACUGAAGGACCUUGAUAGUGAAGGCCGAGCUGUUGUAACACAGCAUUGGAUAAAGGAUGAGACUGGCAAGGAGAAAGUAGUGGCUGUCAUCAAUGUUUACUGUCCACGAGUAGAUCCUGAGAAACCAGAACGUCGACGUUUUAAGCUACGCUUUUAUGAGUUGCUGCGGCAGAGAGCAGCUGCAGUUUGGGGCAUGGACUCUCAUGUCAUCAUUGUGGGUGACAUCAACACAUCCCACAAGAGAAUUGACCAUUGUGAUCCAGAUGAAAGUGAAGCUUUUGAAAACAGAAUGGAACGAAGAUACCUAAAUAACUUUCUGAAGCCCCUGUGCAUCGAUGAUCAUAAAAAAGACUCCCAAGAUGAAAUAAAACCAGCAGGAAGUUGUGAAGGAGAAGGAAAUGGUGGUAUGCUGUUAAAUUCAUCAGGAGUGUCUGAGCUUGAACAAGAGGAUGAAGAGUUUCAAUUACUGUCAUCAAGCACAAGUUUUCAAGUGAUUGACACCUUCCGUUAUUUUUACCCCUUUAAGGAGGAAGCCUUCACCUGCUGGAAUGUCUCCACUAAUAGUAGAUCAACUAAUUAUGGAACUCGAAUAGAUUAUAUAUUUUGUGAUGAAGGUUUCCUCCCACAUGUGAAGGACAGCUUGGUUCUGCAGGAUGUCAUGGGAAGUGACCAUUGCCCUGUAGCUUUAGUGGUUGCAGGAAUGUUUGUUCCUUCCUCUCAGCUCCCUCCCAGUUGUACAAAGUUCUUCCCAGAAUUUCGAGGACAGCAGCAAAAGUUGUCCUCCUACUUUCAGCCAAGAAGUGCCUCUGAAAAGCAGAAUAAUUUGCCACUCCAUAAACCUGUAGUGGCUUUGAAAGCAGCUACUGAAAACAUGCAGAAUACCAGUAAAAGAAAAAACAUUACUGGAAAAGGAAAGUCAACUGAUAAAAAGCAGUGCACAGAGAAACAAAUGAGUAUCAGCUCUUUCUUUUCUUCAAAGGCAAGUAGUCAGACCAGUUCAUCAGAAGAUUUGAUAGAUGAUAAGAGUAAUUGUGAAAGUCAAAUCUCAGAAAACUCAGGAUCUACGCAUGGUUCUCUUGAUAAUACAAACCGUGUAGAUGAUUCUGGUUCACAGUCCAGUGAAAGCUCUCAAGGUGAGUUAUAUUCUCCACCCUUUCAAAGUGACAAGGAAGACACUAAAGGCAGUAACAGGAAAUCAAAUAAUACUAAAAAUCAGGGUUGGGGAUUUCUAAUGAAGGGGCCAAAGCCAGCACCAGUCUGCUCAGGCCACAAGGAACCAUGUGUCCUGCAGACUGUUAAAAAAAAGGGACCCAACAUCAACCGCCAGUUCUAUGCAUGUGCACGUGGUGUGGGGAAGGAGGGAGACCCUAAUGCUCGGUGUAACUUUUUCAAAUGGGUUUCUCGAUAACUCAGAACACUUAUCAGUAGGUUAGGAAUGAAAUAGAGCCACUUUUGUAACAUUUCUAUUUUAUUUUGUUGUAUUUUAAAUAAUAAUAAAUAUUUAAUUCUGAUCAA
This is a messenger RNA of Scylla paramamosain (green mud crab), 2147 nucleotides long. RefSeq names its product DNA-(apurinic or apyrimidinic site) endonuclease 2-like. Bases 295 to 2040 code for a protein of 581 amino acids. The transcript has 7 exons. Gene Ontology annotation, biological process: base-excision repair. Gene Ontology annotation, molecular function: endonuclease activity; phosphoric diester hydrolase activity; zinc ion binding. Gene Ontology annotation, cellular component: nucleus. The record is from RefSeq and is a predicted model, not a curated record. NCBI's taxonomy places the organism in Eukaryota, Metazoa, Arthropoda, Malacostraca, Decapoda, Portunidae.